Molecule: messenger RNA, 924 nt
Organism: Pyricularia grisea
Lineage: Eukaryota; Fungi; Ascomycota; Sordariomycetes; Magnaporthales; Pyriculariaceae
Exons: 1
Coding region: 1-924 (307 amino acids)
Molecular function (GO): 3'-5'-RNA exonuclease activity
Source: RefSeq, a predicted model, not a curated record
AUGCAGCUCAAGUCGUUGUUGUUUGGCCUGAUGGCCGUCGAGGCCGCCGUGGCAUCUCUGCCCAUGCGCAUUGUCUCGUGGAACAUACGCUACGCUACCAGCUCCCUCGAAGAUGGCGAGAAGCCGUGGUUCGACCUCUUUUGCUGGGCCACCAAGUCCCGCUGCCGCCAGUACAAGUUCUACGAAAAGCUGAACCAGAUCAUCAACGCGACCCCCAACGGCACGCCCCUGGUCAUCGGCAUGCAGGAGGUCCUCGACAACCAGCUCAAUGACAUCCAAAACAACCUGGGCGACGGCUGGGCCCACAUCGGAGUCGGGCGCGACGACGGCAAGAAGUCGGGCGAGUACAGCCCCAUCUUCUACCAGACGAGCCAGCUCAGGGUUGUCGCGUCCGAGACCAAGUGGCUGUCGCCCACGCCGGACUCGGUCUCGUACGGCUGGGGCGCCGGCAGCAGGCGCAUCGUGACCACGGCCGUGUUUGAGCACAUCGCCACGGGCCAAAAGUUCAUCCACGCAAACACUCACCUCGACAACGUGAGCGCCCAGGCCCGAAGCGAGGGCGUCAAGGUCGUCCUCACCCGCAUCUCCCAGGCCCGUGCUGCCUACGGGCCCUUGGGCGUCUCGCUGACCGGCGACUUCAACUCGGCCCCUUACACCGACGCCUUCAAGACCCUGUCCGACACUGGCUACAUGAAGGGCGAGCUGUACGACCUCGCCACCCCGGACCAGCACGCCGGUCCUUACACUACCACCUACACCACCUUCCGUGAGGGCGCUGGCGAGAGCAGGAUCGACUUUAUCUGGCUGGGUGCUGCCUCUGGAUACCCUUACAAGGUCCUCAAGUACGAGAUUUGGGACCAUACCGUUGAUGGCAUGCGUGUGAGCGACCACAGGCCUGUCGUUGGUGAUGUGGUUCUUAAUUAA